AUGGCACACGUAGGCCACAGGGUGGAUUACCUGGCCGGCUUCUGCUGCCCGGUGGGGGGGCUGGUGGCGGGCAAGCCCCGGGUGCUGUGCCACGAGAACGAGAUCUACCUCUCCAACGGCAGCGAGUUCGUCUACGUCUACGACCAGGAGGGGAAGGUGCUGAAGGCCGUGUACCGCUGCCCUGACCAGGUGUGGCACGUGGAGCUGCUCCCCCAGCCCCGGCAGCUCUACAUCCUCUGCGCCCACAGCGGCAUUUACUGCGUCUCCCUGGACCAGCAGAGCAGGUUAAUGGAGCAGACGGAUGGCGACGGCCAAGAAAGCAAUUGCCCUUCCGGCGUCUUCCCUGUGGAUUCGGACGCCUGCAUCUUCCCAGACUCCAGCCUGUGCAUGUUCACUCUGCUCAACAACUUCGUCAUCACCUUGUCCCAGGCUCACGGCAAAUGGUGGAUGAAACUGCACGAGCUUCCGCACCCCGAGCAGGAGAGUCCCCCGUACCGGCAGGUCAGCGAGGUGGGCUUCUGCCCCGGCCCCCAGCCCGGGGACGAGGGGGACAGCCCGCCCUCCCGCUUCCUGCCCGUCCUGUGCUGCGCGUCCUCCCCAGGCACCGUGGGGUCCGGGGAGGGGCUGUGGUGCUCGGGGGGCUUCGUGCUGGAAGAGCCCCUCUUCAGCCUGCUCUUCGGGAUCGACGCUGCCAUGCUGGAGUCUCCUAUGAUCCUCUGCGGCUUCCCGGACGGACAGCUCUGCUCCGUGCCGCUGAAGGCCCUCAGCAAUUCACCGGCUGUCGACGGCUGCCACGACGUUUCGAACCAAGAUCCCCCCGUGAAGAUCCUCCAUCAUUUGGAAGAGCCCAUCGUCUUCAUCGGGGCCUUGAGAACGGAGCGGAGGGCGGUGGAGGAUGCUGAGGACGAGCAGCUCUUCGGAGACGCUGGCUGUGACUGCGUGGUGGCCGUGGGCCACUACGGGAAGAUGGUGGCCGUCAAGGCGGAUCAGAGGGAGGAGGCGACGGUGCCGGAGCUCAGGGAGUACUACUUGCGCGGGCCCAUUCUCUGCGCCGCCUGCGGCAGCGGCAGCCGGAUGUAUUACAGCACGCACUCGGACAUCUCCGCCGUCGACCUGGACUGGGUCGGCGAUUCCUCCGACCCCGAGGACGCGGAGAGCUACACCGGCGUCCUGCCUCCCGUCCUGUCUCCGGCCAGUUUAAGUAUCUGUAGCGUUGUGGCUCUUUCCUUGUCUUCUCGGGCGUCAGAAGGUACUGCCGGCAGCGGGGCGUGCGCUGGGUCUUGGGGUGGAGCGGGGCAGGAUAGCUGCCUAUUCCGGCCCCAUGCCGACUCGGGCUGA
This is a messenger RNA of Gymnogyps californianus (California condor), 1338 nucleotides long. RefSeq names its product FA core complex associated protein 100 (gene FAAP100). Gene Ontology annotation, cellular component: Fanconi anaemia nuclear complex; nucleoplasm. Gene Ontology annotation, biological process: interstrand cross-link repair. The record is from RefSeq and is a predicted model, not a curated record. NCBI's taxonomy places the organism in Eukaryota, Metazoa, Chordata, Aves, Accipitriformes, Cathartidae. The transcript has 4 exons. The coding region runs from base 1 to 1338 and encodes 445 amino acids.